Dichotomopilus funicola is the source of this 663-nucleotide messenger RNA. Its product is annotated as thioredoxin-like protein. The transcript is spliced from 3 exons. NCBI's taxonomy places the organism in Eukaryota, Fungi, Ascomycota, Sordariomycetes, Sordariales, Chaetomiaceae. Gene Ontology annotation, cellular component: cytosol. Bases 1 to 663 code for a protein of 220 amino acids. Gene Ontology annotation, molecular function: protein-disulfide reductase activity. The record is from RefSeq and is a predicted model, not a curated record.
AUGCCAACCAGCAUCGGCUCGCUGGCGCAAUGGCGCCAAACCCUCGGCUCCCACAGCAUCGUCGUCGCUGACUUCUACGCCGAUUGGUGCGGCCCAUGCAAGAUGAUCGCGCCGACCUUCGAAUCCCUCGCGACCAAAUACGCCAAACCGAACCGCAUCGCCUUCUGCAAGGUCGACGUCGACAACCAGACCGAGGUCGCCCAGCAGUACGGCGUGAGCGCCAUGCCCACCUUCCUAGUCCUGCGCAACGGCUCCGUCAUCGAGACCAUCCGCGGCGCUAACCCGCCUGCGCUGACCGCGGCCGUUGAGAAGGCUGCCAAGCUGGCUGGACCUGGGGCGGGUAGUGGCGCGAUGUUUUCGGGGGUUGGACAGAGGCUUGGUGGGAGCGGGGUGGGGAGGCCAACGGCGGCGGCUGCUUCGGGGUCGCGCGCGUUGGCGAGACCGGAUUUGGGCGCGUUUUUGAAUGGGCUGGUUGCCUUCUUUGGGAUGUACUUUUGGACGCUCUUUUCGCUCGACCCUUACAAGGCUGCCGAGAGCUCGCCGUUUGCUCGGGGCCACAACCCGUUAGCAGGAAGGCCCGGAACGACGGGCGGGACAAGGCUCGGCGGGUCUGGCGCGCCGCGCCCUCGGUUUGGGACAAUGGCCGAUGUGAGCAGUUCAUGA